AUGGAAAAAUGGUAUUAUUUAGUAUCAACUAAUAAUUAAUACUUCUGGUUUAAAUAAAUUGCAAAAGCUAAAUUUUAUUUAGAAAAGAAGGACAAUAUAUUUUUAGUUGCAAAGAAACUAUCUCAUAAAUAUAUUAUUAGUAUGAACAAAGAUAAAAUUUAAGGAAAAUCAUCAAAUUUAAUUGGAUAGAUAAGAAGUAAAAAGAAAUAUGAUUUUAUUUUUAUGAUAAUGGGAUUAAUUCUAAAAAAAUAAAUUACUAGUUCGUAAUACAAUAGGUUAAUUAUAAUUUAUUAAUCUAUAAAUUAGAUUAUAAGAAGUAUGUAUCUAAAUUAAUAUUUCUUUAGUUUGGAUUCCAUAAAUUCCAAACUUUUUAGUUAAUAAAAAUAAAUGA
This is a messenger RNA of Paramecium sonneborni, 391 nucleotides long. The record is from the annotation of a GenBank genome assembly. Lineage: Eukaryota; Ciliophora; Oligohymenophorea; Peniculida; Parameciidae.